Messenger RNA from Populus euphratica (Euphrates poplar), 1667 nucleotides. RefSeq names its product Sucrase/ferredoxin-like family protein. The record is from RefSeq and is a predicted model, not a curated record. NCBI's taxonomy places the organism in Eukaryota, Viridiplantae, Streptophyta, Magnoliopsida, Malpighiales, Salicaceae. The coding region runs from base 140 to 1453 and encodes 437 amino acids. The transcript is spliced from 5 exons.
AUAGACGCCGUUUGAAUAACUAAAAGGAAAAAAUGUCUUAGUAAUUAAGAAAAGGAGAGGAAAAUAAAAGGAUUGAAAAUGUUUUAUUUUGCACUGGAAACUUGAAAAGCCAAUCUGGAGUGGAAAACACAAUCGAAAAAUGGCAAGCAACAGAGACGACUCCCUUUCAUACACCAACAACCUCUCAUCAUCUUCCUCUCCAAUCACAGUUUCUGACCAUCUAGACCCCUCUUUCCUCGCCGACCCUUCAAGCUCUCUCUUUGGCAGUGCUUCCAAUAGCUACCAAAACGACUCUGUUUUCCUCGCUGAUUCUACUACGACCAGCGGCAGUGAUGCAGAGAUUGGGUUCACUAGACCUGAUUUCAGACAAAGCCCACUUGCUGGGACUGUACAGUUGUAUCACCGCCACGUCUUCUUGUGUUACAAGAACCCUUCUGUUUGGCCACCUAGGAUUGAGGCUGCUGAGUUUGAUCGUUUGCCUAGGCUGCUCUUCGCUGCUGUCAUGGCUAGGAAAGGAGAUAUGAAGAACGAGACCCGCUUAACAAUAUGUGAGGGGCAUGAUGGAACUGAGACAUCAAAUGGAGAUGUGUUAAUCUUCCCAGAUAUGAUCAGAUACAGGAGAUUGACGCAUUUUGAUGUCGACACCUUUGUUGAGGAAGUGCUUGUGAAGGAUGGUGAAUGGUUGCCUGGAACUCCUGAAAAAUUAAAGGGUUCUUAUGUUUUUGUAUGUUCUCAUGGGUCCCGAGAUCGUCGCUGUGGUUUUUGUGGACCUGUUUUGGUUAGUAAAUUCAAAGAGGAGAUAGAAUUACAUGGUCUCCAAGGUAAAGUAUCCGUCAGCCCGUGCUCACACAUUGGAGGGCAUAAAUAUGCAGGAAAUGUCAUUAUAUUUGGAUCAAGUUUCAAAGGAGCUGUCACUGGACACUGGUACGGGUAUGUCACACCAGAUGACAUACAAAUAUUACUCGAGCAGCAUAUUGGGAAGGGUGAGAUUGUAGACCGGCUGUGGAGGGGCCAGAUGGGUUUAUCAGAAGAAGAACAGAUUAAAUCCCACGAACUUAGGCUCCAACAGAAUGGCGGGACUAUAGAAAACAGUAAAGAGAUUACACAAAGACCGGUAGACAAAUCAAACACUAGCUCGAGUAGGUCUGAUGUUGUUUCUACAGGCUGUUGUCAGCAAAAUGGAAGUUCAUCCUGUUGCCAAAACCCUGUCUUACCAGAGAAGGAUAUUGUAGAUGCCAAUGAGAGGACAGCCAAGGUGACACCUGAAAAGAAGAAGAGCAACAAGAAACCACUAUCCCGGAUCAACAGCAGUAAGGGAUCAUCUGCACGGAAGGUUUGUGCUAUGCCAACUUGGUUUGAGAGCUGGGAGCGUGAGGAUACAUACGCAGCUCUUGCUGUUGUUUGUGCUGUAGUGUCGGUUGCUGUUGCUUACAAGUGCUACAGACAGCUGUGAUAGAACUUCAAAAUCCAGUGUGUGGCUAGUUUCCCCUUUCUUGUAUCCAAUGCUUGUAAUAUCUAUUUCAGGGGCGAAGGAAUUCAGCCUGAACCCCGCAGGACCAGAUGUGUACAGACGUGUGAAUUAAUUUCCUUCAUCUUCUCGAUUCCCAAACUUGGAUGUUCAUGUUGAAAUGUGCAUAUGAUCAAUACAAGGUCCUUCAGCUUCGAAU